AUGGGCGGCACGGAGGCGGAGCCGUGGGGGCGGGUUCCCUGCCCCGCUGUCGGCGGCCGGCGGACAGGCGACUCCUGUCCAGAGUGGAGGCAGCGGAGCCGGAGCCGGGGGAGGGGGCAGCGGCUGCUGGACCGACCGCGGCAGCGCCCGCACUCCUCAGCGGUGAGGGCAGCACCCCCACUGCAGGAGGCCCGAGGCGCCUUCCGGAGCUUCGCGCACCGCUGGGGAGAAGACUUCUUAGCCAGCUUGAUGUUUAAAAUUCAGCUGGAACCCUUAAAACUUCGAGCGUGGACGCUGAAUGGGUUUGUGAAGUUUCGGAACAAGGAGACCAGUGCCGGGCCUGUGGCUGUGAUGGGAAAGGAUUAUUACAAGAUUCUUGGGAUCCCUUCGGGGGCCAACGAGGAUGAGAUCAAGAGAGCCUAUCGGAAGAUGGCCUUAAAGUACCACCCGGACAAGAACAAAGAGCCCAAUGCCGAGGAGAAGUUCAAAGAGAUUGCUGAGGCCUAUGAUGUGCUGAGUGACCCAAAGAAACGGGGCCUGUAUGACCAGUAUGGGGAGGAAGGCCUGAAGACAGGCGGCGGCUCCUCAGGCGGCUCCAGCGGCUCUUUCCACUACACCUUCCAUGGGGACCCCCACGCCACCUUUGCCUCCUUCUUCGGCGGCUCCAACCCCUUCGACAUCUUCUUUGCCAGCAGCCGCUCCACCCGGCCCUUCGGUGGCUUUGACCCGGAUGACAUGGAUGUGGACGAAGACGAGGACCCAUUUGGUGCUUUCGGCCGCUUUGGCUUCAACGGGCUGAGCAGGGGUCCAAGGCGAGCCCCGGAGCCACUGUACCCUCGGCGCAAGGUACAGGACCCACCCGUGGUGCACGAACUGCGGGUGUCCCUGGAAGAGAUCUACCAUGGCUCCACCAAGCGCAUGAAGAUUACCAGGCGGCGCCUGAACCCCGACGGGCGGACUGUGCGCACCGAGGACAAGAUCCUGCAUAUAGUCAUCAAGCGUGGCUGGAAGGAAGGGACCAAGAUCACCUUCCCCAAAGAGGGUGACGCCACGCCUGACAACAUCCCUGCUGACAUCGUGUUUGUGCUCAAAGACAAGCCCCAUGCGCACUUCCGCCGAGACGGCACCAACGUGCUCUACAGUGCCCUCAUCAGCCUCAAGGAGGCACUAUGUGGCUGCACCGUGAACAUUCCCACCAUCGAUGGCCGAGUGAUCCCUUUGCCCUGCAAUGAUGUCAUCAAGCCAGGCACCGUGAAGAGACUCCGUGGGGAGGGGCUUCCCUUCCCUAAGGUGCCCACCCAGCGGGGAGACCUCAUUGUUGAGUUCAAAGUCCGCUUUCCAGACAGAUUAACACCACAGACGAGACAGAUCCUUAAGCAGCACCUGCCCUGCUCCUAGGUUCUGCCCGGCCAGCCCAGACUCUGCCACAGCAAUACCCCCGCCACCCCACUCAGUGUGCACCCAGGGCUCAGUGUCCAUGGGACACUGGCAACUUUUUCUAAACGCAAAAACAGCCCACUGGUUUUCAGGAGACUGUUCCUGUCCCUGACCCCUUAGAGCUGGGCUGCCAUGGGGAGCGGGGGGAAGUGGGGGGAGCUGGCCCAGGCCAAAGGUCACUUUUCAUGUCACUAGCUUUGAAUCCAGUUCCCACUCCAGUCAGUGGCUGGAGAGUGGCCUGGGUGCUACCUGCAGACAGAGUCCUUGUCCACGCCUGUAAAUAGCAUGUCCUCCCUCUCCCAGCCUCGCUAACACC
This is a messenger RNA of Orycteropus afer afer, 1753 nucleotides long. NCBI's taxonomy places the organism in Eukaryota, Metazoa, Chordata, Mammalia, Tubulidentata, Orycteropodidae. The record is from RefSeq and is a predicted model, not a curated record.